Messenger RNA from Fulmarus glacialis (Northern fulmar), 408 nucleotides. Its product is annotated as polypeptide N-acetylgalactosaminyltransferase 12-like. The record is from RefSeq and is a predicted model, not a curated record. Lineage: Eukaryota; Metazoa; Chordata; Aves; Procellariiformes; Procellariidae. The transcript has 3 exons. The annotation marks the transcript as partial.
CUGAAGAAUAGAGGAAUGGCAAAUUUCUGUUUUGAUUAUAACCCUACAAAUGAACAUCAAGUAACUGGACACAGGAUCAUACUGUACCCAUGUCAUGGCAUGGGACAAAAUCAGUUUUUUGAGUACACAUCCCAUAAUGAAAUACGUUACAACACUCGACAACCAGAAGUCUGUGCAGCAGUUGAUUCGGGGACUGACUACUUGACAAUGUACUUGUGUCAAGAAAAUGUUCACAGUAUUCCUGAAAACCAGAAGUUUGUUUUCAGAGAGGAUGGUACUUUGUUUCACCCAAACACCCAGAAGUGCGUACAAGCAGAGUCAAAUGCUUACAACGGUAACCCAGCACCGUUAUUACGAACGUGUACCAACUCGGACUACCAAAAAUGGUUCUUCAAAGAAAGAAGUUGA